Messenger RNA from Racocetra fulgida, 603 nucleotides. Lineage: Eukaryota; Fungi; Glomeromycota; Glomeromycetes; Diversisporales; Gigasporaceae. The record is from the annotation of a GenBank genome assembly.
AUGUCUCUUCCUUAUGAUCAAUGUCAAAAUCGGUUUACUUCUUUUACUAAUUUUCAAAAAUUUAUCAAUACAAAAACCGUUCUUUGUAAAUGUGGUGCAGUUAUUUCACUUGGUAGUAUUUAUCAAAUUUCUAAUUUUCAAAGACAUUCUCAAAAUUAUGUUAAUUAUAUUAUAAGUAGUCCAGCUAGUUUCGGUGGUGAUAAAAGACCUGAAAUUAUAGUAAAAGAACUUUUUCCAGAAAAAUUUUCAGAAAAUACUUCUUUUACUAGAAAAAAACUUAGUAACAAAGAACAAAAAGAAUUUGAAAGAGCGUUAGAAUCUGAAGCAACUUGGCGUUUGGAUAAAGAAAUUUUCACUGUCAAAUUUACUCCUCAUCAUUAUUAUAAUGAACCAUUAUUAAAACUUCUUAAGAAUCCGAAUUUAAGACAAAUUUGGACUUCUACAAAUAAUAAUAGUGAUGAAGAAUUUUGGAUUAAAUUAGCUCAAUUUGGUUUAAGUGGAGCAUUUAAUGGAGAUAGUACUUUUACUGAACUCGUAGCUUUAAUGGUACAAAUUAAAGAAAAAAAAUAUCAGGACGAAUUCGUCGAACUGAUUCUAUUAUAA